CUCAUCAACGCUGCUUUCGAAAACACGGCCAAUUAUUUCACGUCUGCAACUGAUCAGACAAAGCACUAUAUUGAAUUCAAUUCCAUCCAAUACACUUCGAAUCCGUGCUGCUUCAACCAUGGCGACGCCCUGGCAAAUUCGUGUACCGCCAGCUGAUACGGGCAUCCUGAAGUGGAAGCAGACGGACGAGGCUGCUGCCAAAGUCUCGGAGCUGCUGCAAAAGGAUCUCGAGCGUCACCAUGUGUUUUUCAACAAAGAUGGAUUUCACAACCAUAUCGUCCACCACCUCCUCUCCCUCUACGCAACCGGCGCCUCCCCCAGCAUCCUCGAAAAGGCCUACGCCGAAAACAACUCGUACCAAAUCUCCGCCAAGCAGUUCGACCCCGACGUCGUCAAGGAGCUCAAGAGCGGGUGGUCAGAGGGCAGUCCGUAUCUCGGCAAGGGGGAACACUAUCCCGACUUUCUCAAGUUCUUCCAGGACGAAAUCGAAGAGAAAGGGUGGGAGGCGGUGAUUCAGGAGUAUGUCUUCAAGGGGGAUGAGAGGAGCGAGGCCAUCUACGGACGGCUUUUUGCCGGCUUCUUGCACCCCCUGAUCCAGCUCAUGUACGGCCUCGAAUGGCAGCAACCAGCCAUCAUCGCCGAGGGCCUCGCCCAAGCCGCCGUCCACGAGAACCGCGUCGGCGGUUUCCUCACCAAAGUCGAACAAGCCGCCGCCUCCUCCUCCUCCUCCUCCUCUCAGCAGCCGUCAUCCUCUCCCAACAAGACGCCUCUUCCCGAGAUAUUCGAAACCAUCCGCCAGCACGGCGAAAAGCUCGCCACGAGCGCGCGCUUCGGCGACAGCAACAAAAUCUACGACGGCGUCUUCGUGCGCGCCCCCGACGAGGCCCUCGAGCUCCUGAGGCAGGUGACGGUCAAGGAGGACGAGCUGGAGGAGAAGCUGGCCGAGAUGGCGCAUACCUGUGCGUAUGUUGCUGCGGCAGCGGCCUUUCAUCCGCCGCACGCGCCCAAGUUUGACUUUUUCCUGAUCCACCAUCUCAACUCGGUUCCCUUCUUCGUCACACUGCUCUCCCUCCCCUGGCUCACGCCCUCCCAGAAAGCGCGCGCGCUCGAAUGGAAAAUCCGCCUCGACAUUGUCCAGUACGUGGCCCGCGGCUGUCCGCCCCUGCGCCUCGACUCCGUCAAGUCGUUUACCCCAAAGGACGCUGCAUCUCAAUCCUCCGUGACGAAGCCGGAGGACUUGCUUCCGCGGUUCCACAAGAUUAUGGACGAUGGACAUACAAUCAAGGUCGUUCGCGCGCUCUUCAUUGCGAGGGAGCUGUCGGGGCGGUUCAAGGACAGGCCGUGGAUUCGGUUCGCGGAUGAGGAGACGUGGUUGAAUGUGCAUCGGCUUUUGCUGGAGAGCAGGGAGGGGAGGUUUGGGGCGUCAAUGUGGGUGAGGUCGGCUGGGUUUGAUGAGGCGUGGGAGGACGUGCCCAAGGCAGAAUAGGGGGCGGCGGGGCGGAAAAAUAUCCGUGGGAAGAGCUGUGUAUGGGAUGCUUGGGGUUGACCAUGUUUUGAU
Trichoderma reesei QM6a is the source of this 1558-nucleotide messenger RNA. RefSeq lists its product as uncharacterized. The transcript has 5 exons. Lineage: Eukaryota; Fungi; Ascomycota; Sordariomycetes; Hypocreales; Hypocreaceae. The record is from RefSeq and is a predicted model, not a curated record. Gene Ontology annotation, molecular function: oxidoreductase activity. The coding region runs from base 119 to 1486 and encodes 455 amino acids.